This is a messenger RNA of Poeciliopsis prolifica (blackstripe livebearer), 1109 nucleotides long. Its product is annotated as sperm flagellar protein 1-like. The transcript has 6 exons. Gene Ontology annotation, molecular function: microtubule binding. Gene Ontology annotation, cellular component: axoneme. Lineage: Eukaryota; Metazoa; Chordata; Actinopteri; Cyprinodontiformes; Poeciliidae. The record is from RefSeq and is a predicted model, not a curated record. Bases 384 to 1067 code for a protein of 227 amino acids. Gene Ontology annotation, biological process: regulation of cytoskeleton organization.
AAUUUUGUAAUCUUUUUGUACUUUUGAUCCUGUUUGUGGGCUUUCAUGGUUGUUUUAUAUUUUGAAUGGUCACUUUAAUGUCUAUUUAUGUUUUUAUUACUUAGAGUGGUUGGUGUGUGGCGACCCAAGGAAUGCUGAGUGCUUUUCCUUUUUUGUUUUAUUUUCAUUUGUUGUGUUUUAUGAUCUUUUGACAUUACAUCCUGGUAUUUGUGUCUAUCAUGUGGGCUUUAUAUUACAGAAUCAGUAGCAGAGGCGUUAUGGCUCCACAAGCUGCUCUGUAAUGAACCAGUCAGCACUAUCAUUGGCACUUUAUCCAUUGUGUACAAAAGACAGUUAAUUAUUUGUUUUCAGCCCUCUGGUUUUGUUCUUUAUCAGGAUGUUAAAUGUGGUAUUUUGUUUCAGCCACUAGGUGGCCUCACGUUCGUGUUUGCUGCAUGUUGUUGAUAGAGCUGAGUGUAUUAAGUGGUGUGGCUCAAAGCAGGCUUCGCUGUUGUCCUUUUCUAUCGUGUGCGUCCAUUGAAUUGAUGGUUGCGGAGAUUGUUAAGCAUUACUUCCCAAAGAUUGUUGACAUUCACAACUACAUUACUUCCUGCAAAAGGCAGCAGAAAAUCAGCAACUGGAACCUUCUCAACAAGAGGGUGUUUUCCAAGCUGGAGUUUUAUGUCUCAGACGAAGCGGUGGAGAAGAUUGUUUCAAGCAUUCCUGGGGCGAUACUGCCAGUGAUGUUUUUCCUCAAGGAGAAGUUAGAGAAGAAACUGUCAUUUUCAGAUGUAGAAAUUCAAGAGGCUGAAGCAAAACUUGUGGCUGAACUGGCAGAGAUGAAGAUUGCAGAGCCAACAGUGAAUCCGCAACAAGUGACAUUUUUCACAGACAUGAGCCUUUCAGUGACCCGGCAAAUCAUACUGGAAAAAGAACUUCAGGUCCAGGAACUUCAGGAUAUUCUGAAGAACCUUCAGGUGAAAGUGAGCAAGUUGGAGGAGCUGAUUCAAUUGAAGGACAAGCGCAUUGAACAUCUGACAUGUCUUUCAGGGAUGUACAAAACUAAACUACGGCUCGCUAGCCCAUAAGUAGCCACCGGCUUAGCAAAUAAAAGCCUGUUUCUUUUGCCA